Molecule: messenger RNA, 1410 nt
Organism: Penicillium angulare
Lineage: Eukaryota; Fungi; Ascomycota; Eurotiomycetes; Eurotiales; Aspergillaceae
Product: Major facilitator superfamily domain general substrate transporter
Exons: 4
Coding region: 1-1410 (469 amino acids)
Biological process (GO): transmembrane transport
Cellular component (GO): membrane
Molecular function (GO): transmembrane transporter activity
Source: RefSeq, a predicted model, not a curated record
AUGACAUCCACCCAUGGCGCCCAGGGACAAACUCUUGGUACAGAGCACAUUACUCUUGAGUCACUAGAACCUCAGAGUGAACAUCCUGGAUUAAAUAUUUCAAGUGAUUCGCCCGACAAUUUUCCAAUGCUAGAGAGAUGGAAUUCUCCACGCAUCAAUAUUUAUCGGUCUUUGUCGACCUUCUGGAGCUUCCUAGUCAUGGGUGCAAAUGACGCUGCGUAUGGGAUUGAUUAUCAUUCCGUCUAUGCAAUGUUACGCGGAAACUAUCCAUGCCAGGAUGAAGCUUGGCCUGACCAUUCACAGCUCGAGUCAUACUACAACCUUAGCUACACCGUCGUGUCACUUGUUUUCUUAUCGCCUCUAGUCGGCUAUACUCUUGCCGCAUUUUUGAAUCAAAGGAUUCAUAUCUCUCUCGGGCGCCGUGGCCCCGCAUUAAUUGGGCCAGUGUGCCAUCUAAUCGCCUAUGUCGUGAACUGUGUACAUCCACCUUACCCAGUUCUUGUAAUCUCCUUUAUCUUUGCUGGGUUCGGUAAUGGGAUUGAAGAUGCGGCCUGGAAUGCUUGGGUGGGAAAUAUGGCGAACGCAAAUGAGCUUUUGGGCUUUCUCCAUGGGCUUUAUGGGGUUGGUGCUGUUCUAAGCCCCUUGGCAGCUACUUCUUUGAUAACGAAGGCAAAUGUAUCAUGGUAUUACUUUUACUAUAUUAUGGUGGUGUGCGCAUCCAUUGAAUUGGUCGUCUGUGGGAUAUGCUUUUGGGAGUCUACAGGAGCGGUUUUCCGGGCUGCUAACACCCAUGCUACUGGAGAGAACAAAAAAGGUGGACUACGAGAUGCGCUGUUUAAUCGACCCUCCGCAAGAGUAACCUGGCUAUGUUCUUUAUUCUUGCUGGGUUAUGUAGGCGUUGAAGUCGCACUCGGUGGCUGGAUUGUCACGUUUAUGAUGCGUGUUCGAAAUGGGAGUGCCUUUGCUAGUGGUAUGACAGCCACCGGCUUCUGGCUGGGAAUUACUGUGGGUCGAAUUAUCUUAGGAUUUGUUACACCACGAGUAGGCGAGAAGCUAGCGAUUGCAGGAUAUAUCAUAUGCUCGAUGGCAUUUGGAUUGGUUCUAUGGCUUGUGCCUCAAUUUUAUGCAUCAGCUGUGGCGGUUUCAUUCCAAGGAUUCUUUUUGGGGCCAUUAUUUCCCGGAGCCAUCGUGAUGGUGACAAAACUUCUUCCCCAGCACCUUCAUGUUAGUUCAAUUGGGUUUGCUGCGGCAUUUGGAGGAUCUGGAGCUGCCAUACUCCCCUUUGCGGUCGGUGCACUCGCCCAAGCCAAAGGCGUUAGUGUCCUUCAGCCGUUUAUCAUUGCCCUAUCAGGGGCAAUUUUUGUUGCAUGGCUAGGAUUACCGCGGGCUUCAAAGCAAAAUGUGCAAUAA